Messenger RNA from Symbiodinium sp. CCMP2456, 2721 nucleotides. The record is from the annotation of a GenBank genome assembly. Lineage: Eukaryota; Dinophyceae; Suessiales; Symbiodiniaceae.
AUGGUCUCCCACAAUGGUGUGCGGGGAAUGCACAAGGACUUCAACAAUGAUUACAAGACCCAGAACUAUGUCAUCCCAAUCAAUCGCCCUGAAGCAGGUGGUGAGCUAUGGGUUGAGCUGACGGCGGGGGAUAUCGUUAAGGGUGUGAUCGAACGGCGUGAGGUGAAUAGCACAUCCGUGUAUGGUCAACUACUACCUCUACGACAGGAUCAGUGCAUCGUGUUUGGUCCCAAGAGACGACAUGAAGUCAAUGCGUGGGAGGGUGACAGAACAGUGCUUAUCGCCUAUACACCAAAUUGUCUGGGAAAGUUAUCACAAGACGAUCUUCACGCUCUUCAUGACUAUGGGUUUCCAGUUCCACUUUCUCAACUACCAGAGUUUUCGGGCAACUUGAGUAUUGAAGGCCCGGAGUUGGACAUCAAGGAGAGGAAGCUGGAAUCACUGACUGAGGAGGAGGACGAUGUGGAAUGGUCAAUGUAUCUGGACUUAGAGCCGGGACUGGUGAAGAUAUUGGAUGCAGCAGCAAGUCAAGAAAACUGCCCACGGAUGUUAAAGACGGAAGUGAGCUAUACAGCAAGGAUAGAAGAAGUGCUACGUGGACUAAAAGGACCCCUGGAUGUUGUGCACACGGUGAGUCCUGAAGAAGUGUACGCAAACCUACAAGCGUGGCGACCGGCAAUAGAGAAGGAAAUGGCUGGUGUGGAGUUAGCAGUUCAAAGGUUGCUACCAGGAACAGAGGAGAGGCGUACAUGGCUAAAUAAGCCGAGGGUGCAAAGGCUACCAAUGAAAUUCGUGUUCACUGUGAAACCCAACGAUCAGGCGGUUCUGAGCGAUCCAAGGUCGUGGUACAAACGCAAGGCUCGGCUCGUUAUAUGUGGGAACAUGGCGUCCAACGAUGGAGGCCAGGUGUACACAGAGGCAGCGCCUGCAGAAGCAGUCCGUACAGGGCUUACACUGGCUACAAAAAACAGCUGGAGCAUAGCAAUCCUGGAUGUGGUUGCAGCGUUCAUCAAGACACCAUUGGGAAGAUGCAGCUCAGAUCCAGUUGUGGUGGCACAACCGCCAAGGCUGCUGGAAACGCUUGGCUUGACUGAGCGUAUGGAGCUGUGGGGGCUCAUACGUGCACUAUAUGGACUACGAGAGGCCCCUAUGUUGUGGGGAAAUUUUCGUGAUGAUACGCUACGUGCACUUGCUCCUCCAAGGGGUUUGAAGUGGCAACAAGGAAGAGCUAUCACCUCGUGGUGGACUUUGAAGAACGCAGAGGGGAAGGUUGAGUUCAUCAUGUUGGUUUAUGUCGAUGACUUUAUGCUGUUUGGUCCGAGGAGACUGGUCCAAGAAAUCGGGGCUCUUAUCAAGAAGGUGUGGGAGACGUCAGAGCUGAGCUUCCUGGGAGAGGGGGAUCCAAUCCGGUUUCUGGGUAUGGAGCUUCAAAGGGAAUCUGAGCAAUCUCCUGUCAUCAAGGUGCUACAGCAUGGGUACAUUACAGAGCUACUACGUCUUCAUGAAGUGGAGUCGUGCAAAAGAGAUAAAGUACCAAUCACCAAAGAGCUACAAGUUCUGCCAGAGGAUGUUGGAGAUUGUGGUCCUGAGAUGGUGCGGCGUGCGCAGCAAAUUACAGGUGAAGUCUUAUGGGUGUCGCAGCGGACGAGACCGGAUUUGGCAUUUACAACAAGUAUUAUGGCAGCACUAUGUGUUCGGUGUCCGUCUCGUGUAAUCCAGAUCGGAGAUAAAGUCCUGGGGUAUUUGCAACGUACUUCAACCUAUGGGCUCACAGUAUCCUGGAGUGGAACAGGGCUUACUAUGUUCUGUGAUGCAGCAUUUGCACCACAAGGAGAGAGGUCCCAUGGUGGUUGGGUCGUGGUAUACGGCGGAGUGCCAAUAGUGUGGUGCAGCGGCCGUCAGCAGAUGGUUACAUUAUCGACAGCUGAAUCAGAGCUGAUUUCAAUAGUGGAUGGUGCAAUAGCGUUAAAGGGGGUGGAAGCAAUCCUAGCAGACGUGGGGGAGUUUGUCGAGGUUCGGGAGAUCGCGUCCGACUCAACAGCGGCCUUGAGCAUAACUGCGGGAUCCUCAUCCUGGAGAACGCGCCAUCUAAAAAUAAAGGCAAGCUGGCUUCUUGAGCAGAUUCGACAUGGUCUAUUCACAACGGUUCAUUGCCCAGGUGUUCGACAACCAGCAGAUCUUCUUACAAAGGCUCUUAGUCAAGCGAGGACAGCGGCACUUUUACAGCUAUGGAACAUUGAGGAGGAGCCAAAGUACAUGGUCUCUAAGUCUUCGUUGGCGAAGGUCUCAGCAAGAAUGCUGGUGGCACUGGUGUGCUGCUUGAUGAUGACUACAGUAAAGGCAUCUGAGACAGGGAGUUCCAGUACAAGUAGGUCCCCCGGGUCGGGAGUACAGGUGGACUGGGAUACGGCAGGUUUGCUGAUGAUAUUGCUUAUGGUUCUGGGUGUUCUCCUGAUCUAUGAGUCGGUGAAGUGGUUUCUAGCAGAGCUUUGCAAUGAGUGGACACCAGGUGCAAGUGCACGGAAACUGCGAAAGUUGAAGAAGCUACAGGCUGCAACGACGGCGGCGAUUGAAAGAGAGUUGGAGUCAGUCAUCUACAGCAAUGCCAAGGAGACGACCGCCUACGCCGCCUAUACCAACACAGGAUGUCACAAGUUCAAGGACACAAGCAUCAUCUCCUACAUGGUCACCUCCAAUCGAUUAUGGACCUGGUAUCGAUGA